GGGCUGAACCCGCGAGAGAACCAGCCCCUGGGAACCAGUCAUCAGUCAGUGCCUGGCCAUCCCCUGCCCGCAGCUCCUUCUCUACCCCAUGGAGCAACAGCCCAAGAUCUAAACGCAUGGGAAAUAGCGUUGGAUUAUCCACAGGCGAUCCCACACUGCACCUGUAACUCGCUAAUCCCACGCUCAGGAAACAGGACGAGCGCAGACCCCUGGGGAGUUUCUAUUGAUUGCUGAUUGCCGCUGAAUUGGUGCAGGACAUGAUGUGGAGGGGAUGUUUCUUGGUUCUUCAAGUAAUUGCAGCUGCCAGCGGCUUUAUCCUUCCAGCGCAGAGAGUUGCACCGGUGCAAAACCCAGAUAAAGGAGUUUUCCUGGAGAGUUCGGAAGCCAAUGCCUUCUUUGUCCGUAGGCUACUGUAUAACAGCUGGGACUUUGAGUUGGUUACACCGGGCAAUCUGGAGAGGGAAUGUUAUGAGGAAGUGUGCAACUACGAGGAGGCUCGGGAAUGUUUUGAAGACGAUCAAAAGACUAAGGCUUUCUGGAAAACUUAUAAAAACAAUGGAGCAGGAGGGGACACUUCACCUUCACUGGAUAUGUCCGGCUUGAUAGCGGGAUUGGUAGGUGCACUGAUCCUGCUGAUUAUGAUUGCAGUUCUGAUCAUGUACUGUGUCCGAUACAGUGUUAAAGCCAGCACCAGAGGAAGGGUCCCUGUGCAUCUUGCGAGUACCUUACCAGCAGCAGCAGCAGCAGAAGAUUUACCUCUCACUCAUCUGCCUCUACCGCAUCUCAGUGCUCCCGGACUUCCUAGCUACGAAGAAGCAUUGGACGCAUCAGGCACACAUGAUGCUCCGCCGCCACCGUAUCAAAGAGGAUCCACCAGAUCGACUCAGCCGAGCUGAAGAAGAAACGUUAAGGACAGUGUGUGGGUGUGGAUGAGACUGGAAUGGACUUACCCUGUUCAAAAGAGAAACCCUCGCCUGUUUGAAAUGACUACAGUUCCCAGAAUCCUCAGCGCAAGAGCGACGUGUUAAAGCGUUUGGUCUCGGCUGAAUGAUUUGUACAUAUGUUUUUUUUUUUAAUAAUUUAACAGGAUUGUCUGUCCUUUUUUUUGCCAAAGAGGAAACUGCUGACCCUAAAGGGACUUUUCCACAUAUUUUCUAUGUAAAAGAAUGAAAUCUGCGUAAAACAAUUCUCGGGGAUAAUUCUUCGCUGUCACAUGGUGCGUUGCCAGUUAGCUGUGAAUCAGUAGAAAUAAAGGGCAGCUACGGGUUUUCAAGAGAACAUAAGUAUCCCUAUUGAUAUGGAAAAUAUUGUCUAAAUGAGGACAAUCCUCCACUCCAAAGAUUGUAAUGCAAGGGGAUAUUCACCCAAAUACUGUUUUUUAUUAUAAGAUGCUGCUGCCAAUAGCAAUUACAUUUACAAAUAACUGAUAAUUUGUAAUGAAUGUAUAUAGGAAAGUUGCUUAGAAUUAUAUUACCUUGAAUGAAGCUCCCCUUUAUCAAACUCUUCGAGGGCCUCAGGCUGCCUUUCCCUGCUGGAAUUUAUAAAGGAUAAACUUACUGUGUGCACAGAGCAGUCGCCUCUACAACUGCCAUUUUGCUUCAACUUACAAUGAAUGGCCAACAAGGCUCUUUUUCAUUUUUUAUUAUUUGUGUUUUUUGAGUUAUUUGGCUUUUUAGUCAGCAGCUCUCCAGUUUGCAAUUUCAGCAAUCUGGUUGCCAGGGUCAAAAUUACCCUAGCAACCGUGCACUGAUUUGAAUAAGAGACUGGAAUAUAAAAAGGAGAGGCCUGACUAUAAAGCUAAGUCAUAAAAAUUAACAAUAACUUUUCAUUUGUAGCUUUACAGAGCAUUUGUUUUUUAGAUGGGGUUAGUGACCCCCAUUUGAAAGCUGAAAAGAUUCAGAAGAAGGAAAAUAAUUGAAAAA
Molecule: messenger RNA, 1922 nt
Organism: Xenopus laevis (African clawed frog)
Lineage: Eukaryota; Metazoa; Chordata; Amphibia; Anura; Pipidae
Gene: prrg2.L
Product: proline rich Gla (G-carboxyglutamic acid) 2 (transmembrane) L homeolog
Cellular component (GO): extracellular region; plasma membrane
Molecular function (GO): calcium ion binding
Source: RefSeq, marked provisional